AUGCGACCUGCAAAAGUGGCAAAUCAAACGGACCCACCUUUCCUCCCUCUUGAAGAAACUUUAUCCAAGAAAAAGAGCUCAGAGUUUUUGAAUCCCUCACUUGGAGAUGAUGUGGAGCAAAAGAAAAAGAAUGGAAGAACUCGUUGGCUACCAAAAUUGAGCGCAAGGAAGGUGGUUGCAGUUACAUUGGUUUUCCUCGUUUCAAUCGUUGUCUUCGAGUCCUUUUUCGUGAACCCAGAAGAUCGGUUAAUACAGCCAGAUUUCAGCGACAGAUUCCUGCAAUGGGUACAAUCGCAUCCUCGAUUGGGAUUGUGGGCCAUAUCUAUAGUAAUCGCUGCAGGAGUUGCGACAAUGGUUCCAGUUGGAACUCCACUUACAAUAGGUUGCGGCUACAUUUACAGAGGCCUGUACGGCUGGAAAUUAGGAAUGUUUGUUGCAACAGCUGUGAGUAUGACGGGAUCUUUACUUGGAGCUGUUAGCUGUUUCUUGAUCGGCCGCUAUUUGAUGAGGGAUACAGUACAAAAGUGGGUCCGGAAAUAUCCAUUGUUUGAUGCAAUUGAUGUCGCGGCUUCCAACGAAGGUUUCAAGAUAAUGUCCAUGCUCUAUCUGACGCCCGUGUUGCCGCUUGGGCUGGUUAGCUAUAUGUGUGGUACAACGUCUAUGCGCCUCGCCUCGUUCGCUACUGCAAAGAUUGCUUCGUUACCACUCUACCUGCUAUAUACUUUUAUUGGAGCGUCUGCCCAUUCCUUUAUGAAGCAUGGAGCCCCUGAAGGAAAUAAUGUUGCAUCAGCCCUCGAAGGAACCAAACAGAUUGAGGAAAAUCAAGGAAUUCUGCUUGCUGGCUUAGCGCUCUCAACUGUUAUGAUGACUCUCAUCACUAGACAUAUUCGCAAAGAGCUGAUGCAAAUUCUGGAAACCCAGAAGCGUGACAAGAACGAAAAGGAUGUGGAAAAUGGGGAAAAGCUAGCUGAAACUUCAGCAGAGGAGAGCGGAGUUGAAACGGGCUUAACUGCAAGACGCCGUGCGGUCAAAUAG
Cylindrotheca closterium is the source of this 1035-nucleotide messenger RNA. Lineage: Eukaryota; Bacillariophyta; Bacillariophyceae; Bacillariales; Bacillariaceae. The record is from the annotation of a GenBank genome assembly.